This is a messenger RNA of Falco peregrinus (peregrine falcon), 11355 nucleotides long. It is a transcript of the gene SREK1, whose product is annotated as splicing regulatory glutamic acid and lysine rich protein 1. Gene Ontology annotation, cellular component: nucleoplasm. NCBI's taxonomy places the organism in Eukaryota, Metazoa, Chordata, Aves, Falconiformes, Falconidae. The record is from RefSeq and is a predicted model, not a curated record. Gene Ontology annotation, molecular function: RNA binding. The coding region runs from base 4915 to 6600 and encodes 561 amino acids. The transcript is spliced from 12 exons.
CAACGCACCUCUUGCUUUUUCCUCCAAAGUAUGUUAUAUUAAGUUUCGUGAAGCAUCGAGUGUUGGUGUGGCCCAGCAUCUAACUAACACGGUUUUUAUUGACAGAGCUUUGAUAGUUGUGCCCUGCGCAGAAGAUGACUAGACUGGCCAAGGCAGACCUGUUACACUUGCCUGAGUUAGGCAUUGUUUGCCAUGCCACUAAACCUGCCGCCAAGUGAAACCUUCAUGGGGGAAAUGAGAUCGAAGUCUGGCCUGCUGAAGAUGGACGCCCUGUCUCUGUUUUUAUUUUGCUUUCUUUCCUUUGUUUCUUUUAUUUUUAUUUUAUUUUGUCCCUUUUUUUGUUUUGUUCUGUUAAAUCUCUUUCCCUUGUACUUGUGAACUGGUACUUCAGUUCUGUAAAAAUGGUGUUUUGUAAAGGGUUCACAGUGUUUCAUUUUGAAGUUGACCUGAUGCUGCUUAUGAAUGGUGGAUGGUGUACACAGAAUUUAGUAUAUGAUUAAUUUUUAUGCUGUGAAUUAUGGAUAAAUUUGAUUUGGAAUAUGUUUAAGCAUCUAAAUUCAACAGAUGAGCACACUGUGUCAGAGGACAAGAAUAGUGAAAAAUACAUCAGUUCUAAGAUAACAUUCUUUCAUAUGUUGUGCUUUAUGAGUUUAUCUUGGAAAAAGAUAGUUGAAACUUACUUCUGGAGAAAAUAACUUUACAAAGUAUAGUCAUGAUCCUUCUCUGCUAGUUUUCCUCUUCUCAGCAGAGUAGUUUUAGGUUGCACGGUCUGUUUAAAAGAAGGCAUACUAUUUAUGUCUAAUGUGAAGAGUUAAAAAUAGCUAUUUCUGAAAUUGAAGUUUCAUGAAUAUUGAAUGUCAUGAAAUUCUUGUUUGCUUCUGAUGAAACCUUGCUCCAGUGAGGUCAGUGGCAGUAAGAUUUCAUCCUUUUGUUUGUGUAAUUUUCAGAAAAAACUGUUUACCACUCAUAAGUACAAAUGCAGCCUGAAGUUUUGGUUGGAAUGUGUUGUGUGAGGCACAUUGUCUUUUAACACUGUUAUUUGUGGGAAGAUUGAAUCAGUUGUGUGUGCGUGUGUGUGUAUGUAUGUGUAUAUUGCACUUUGACAUGCUCCUGUGGUGGUUAUUUCAAGAAGAUUUUUUUUUUUUAAAAAGAAGAAAAUAAAGACAAAAAAAAGUGUCUUCUCAGUCAUCUUACAAUCUCAGAAGCCCUGUCAGUUCAUGCUGGAGUGAUUGAGAAGGUUUGCAUCCCUAAGUGAUAUUCUUAACUUCUUGUGAAAUGGAAGCCUGAAGCAGAAGUGGUGGACCAGGUGGUGUGUCUGGUCCUCAGGCAUUGCUCUUCCCAGCUACCUGCACUGGGAGCAAUUGGAUUCACUCUGAUAAUGCACCAGGCUAUGCACUGCAGCUGGGAAGAGCUUUGCUUUGUGAUCUCUUGGGUUUAGCUGUGGCAGUUGAGGUAAUUGCCAGUAGGUGUAAUCUCUUUAAUCACUGCUGCUAAAUCAAAUAAGAACCAUGAAUUGGACCACACAAAUUAUUUUAUUUGUAGGUGUGCAUUUUCCAGUGAUUUAAAAGAACAGGAAAAUAACAAUUCCUUUAAUUAUGUUUAGAGUAGAUGUGAGCUGUUAGUAUUUUUAAAAUAACUAAACUUACUUAUUGCGGAAGCAGUUUUAGAGGAGGAGGAUUAACUAUGUAGUUUCAGUAUAAAGAGUAUGAAAUUAAUUGCUUCUGGGCAUGGGAGAGGGAUAAAAGUACUGCGAUGAUUAGUACUUGCUUAACACAGAUACUUCUGUUCGGCAUUUAGCAAAAUGGUGUCUGGUGUGGACUGGGUUGACUAGGGCUCUUAAGCACUUUCAUGAUACAAAAAAGUAACGAUGAUAACUUAUAUGUAGGACAACGGUACAUUUCCUGAAAGCAUAUCUCUAUGUCUCUAGGUAAUGCAGAGCUAAUCUACAUCUGCUUCCAGAUUCCUUUGCAAAGUGAAGAAUCAAUAAAUAAAUGAUCAUAGGAUCUGUAAUUUACUAAAUACAACAGCUUCUAAGAAAUCUUUCUAAGAAUGUGGUACAGAUGUGGCAUAUUUAUUUUGUCUCUUUCCCUCAUUAGAAACUUAAGUAUCUUUACCUCAUUUCCAUUCAGGUUUUAAAUACCUUGAGUUUAAAAACCAGAACAGUUAAAGUGUCCUGAUUUGUUGUGUCAUUACCCACAUUUCAUUGUAUCUUUGUGGGUUUCUAUUCUUUUUCUAAAUAAAUUCAUGGAGAUAAAACUCCAAAACUUAAACCCUGUAACUCGUGAAGUUAUUUGGCCUCACAUUAAUUUUGUUUUUCAAAAUUUGAAAGAUACUUCAGGUUUUCUUUUUUUCCCUAUAACAGUUUGUUUUCUAUAGAAUUUUUAAAAAGUUGUAUCUGGUCUUAAAAACUGGAGAAGUAGUUUUGAAUAUACAGGCAAUUUUGGGGGGUUCUAUCUGUAGAGAUAGACCCUUUCUCAUUCUUGAAUAAAAUAAAUGAAUCUUUGUGGCAUGGAACUGACCAAAGAGAUUUUAUAUUUAAAAUAAAACAUUACAUUGUUGAAGGGCCAAAGUAUUCUGGAAAUAAUGCUGCUAACUUCACAAUUUAGAUAACGCAUGUUAUUCAUUCUUUGAACUGCUGUAACAGUGCACUUAACUGAAAAAGUUCAGUGGAUUCCUUGAGGAACAUUUGAUAAAAUGAAAUAAUUCUAAUUAUUACAGUAAGAUGACCCAUAUACUUAAAGUUUAGGCUUGUAUUUAAGUACCUUUCUGAACUCGACUCGUCAUCUGUUCAGUUAUGUCCCUAACUCUAUUCCUAUUUAAAAUGGCUAAGUGCCUAAUCAUCUUUUAAGUUUAACUGGUUAAGUGUGUAUUGAAUUGGCUGUAUGUAAGCGCAUACUUAAAUUAGGCAUAUACUUAUGUACGUUGCUGACCAGGGAUCUGGUCAUAAAUUAGACCAUAAAUUAGAAUGCAGGCACACUAUUUUAGGAACCACUUCUGCCACUAGCAUGUCUGUUUAUCCUGUAGAAACCUGCAUGAGUGUCCAGUUAAUUGCAAGAUGCUCACUGUUUAGAAUAAGGUCUGGUACAUUAGUUAUUUGAAAACACUGAAGUAUCUAGAUUUUCAGAAGAACUGGUACAUAAUUCUAUGCCUAAUUUGCAUGCACAGCUGCUGGAACUGUGUAUUCGAAAGCCUGUUAGUUAGCUACAUAUUAGGCGGGAUGUGCAGCCCAGUACCUGAUACUCAUGAGCAGUCAGGCAAAUCAGGUACACUUCUCAUUGCAUGCCUGAUUAAAAUUGGGAUCUGUAAAGAGUGCUGAACAUUGUGAUGGUGGCUCAGAUUUAUGCAUGUUUUUUAAAAAGCCCUGGAAGUCAUUAUUGCACAGUUAAUUCUUAAGUGCUAAUAAUUUUCCUAUUUUUCUCCUUUAGAUAGCAAAAUCAAGUGGUUGUUACAUGUUAAGGAGCAAGGUGCCUCAAAAUUUAACAUAAAAAAAAUAAAUGUAAAUAGGAAGCAUGAGAAAAAAAAAUGGGUACUGUUAUUUUAUCUUUUCUGUUCCACCCAUGCUACAUAUAAAUUAAGUUUCAUUUAGAUUUUUUUUGUCCUUUGGUCAUACCCAACUGUAACCCAGUCCUUGCUGCAGAUCUGUAGAACAGGUUUGCAACACAUUGUUUCUUUUUCUUUUUUUAAUGUAUGUUUCCUCUGGGGUCUAUUGAAACUCGUAUAGCUAAAACUGCACAGUGUUUUGAAACUUAACUCCUAUUUUGCUUUUUGAUAAUAGUAUUCACUUACUGAUUUUUAAAUCCUGAAUCUAAGAGGUUUUAUGGUUAAAACAUAUACAGUUUAAACCAAAGCAGUAAAAGCCACUGGCGCAGUAUUUGUAUAUACCUUGACUUAUAAAGCAAUAUUUAAAUAAAAGCAUUUACUUUAUCAUAAAGUGCAUGCAGUAAUACCAAUGGGCUCAGUUGGAUAGCAUAUAUAUAACUAUGCCAGUAAUUUUGAAUAGAUCAUAGAUACCUAGUAUAAUUAGAACUUUUCCGUAGUUUCUCAGUUUAGUGUUUAAUGUUUGUACCAGUUUAAAUCCCUUUGCAUUUCAAAUGUAUUACGUACAUUUAAUUGCAAUCAUAAUUAUUUUAACUAUUAACUCUUUUGAUUCUUAAAGAUUUUUUGGGGGGUUUAUUUAGUGGUCUGAUUUUGACUAACGUUAAAUGAAACCUGCAUUUAAUUCAGAUUAGAUAUUACUUAAACUUUUAGCAUGACAGGGGAAAUAUAAUCUGGUUUAAAUAGUAGGAAAUACAUACUUGGGGAAAAUAUAGCUUGCUUAGCUGAUCAGUUAUGAUUUUCUUCAGUCUCAGUAAAUUUAAAGGUAAUUUGUCAGAGUUUCAGGAGAACUGAGGUAGCCUAGUAUGUGACGCAGUACAGAUCUGUAUUUUUUCUGCCCUCCCUUCUUCCACCUCCAACUUCACUUGUAGUAUGUAUUGCGUGGAGUCACAGAGUUCACUAGUUUUUAUUUUAUUUUCAUUUAUUUUUACAUCCAAAGUAGGUAGCACCAGAGGAAUUUAAAAAAAAAAGCACAAAUUUCAGUUAGCUCAUACUUUGGGGUUUUGGGGGUUUUUUUUGGUGUUUUUUUUGUUUGGUUUCUUUUUCUUUUUUCUUUUACUGAUUUGGUUAUUUGCCAUUUCUGGGGAUUAAACUUUAAAAAAUGUUCUUCUUUUCUGUAUCUGAUGUUCUGUGUGCUAUUAGUGAUGCAGCCAACACGAACGGUUGUCAUGUGUAAAACAACUUUCGAUCACCACGAAAACACCGCCCUGGGAAAGCGUCCAUGCUUGAUAUCGUUUGGUUCAUGAACAUUAAGUUUCCAGUACAGGUAAAAUCCCAGAUGAAGCCAAAGCCCUUUCUCUGUUGGCGCCUGCUCCUACUAUGACAAGUCUGAUGCCUGGUGCAGGGUUGCUUCCUAUACCUACACCAACCCCUUUGACUACACUUGGUGUUUCACUUGGCACUUUGGGGGCUAUACCAGCGGCAGCAUUGGACCCUAACAUUACAGCACUGGGAGAAAUACCACAACCGCCUAUUAUGGGGAAUGUGGAUCCAUCCAAAAUUGAUGAAAUCAGGAGAACAGUCUAUGUUGGAAACUUGAAUUCCCAGACUACAACAGCAGAUCAACUGCUUGAAUUCUUUAAGCAAGUUGGAGAAGUCAAAUUUGUGCGAAUGGCAGGUGAUGAGACGCAACCAACACGAUUUGCUUUUGUGGAAUUUGCAGACCAAAAUUCUGUACCUCGAGCUCUUGCCUUUAAUGGAGUUAUGUUUGGAGACAGGCCACUGAAAAUAAAUCACUCCAAUAAUGCAAUAGUGAAGCCUCCUGAAAUGACACCACAAGCUGCUGCCAAGGAACUGGAAGAGGUGAUGAAGAGAGUAAGAGAAGCCCAGUCUUUCAUAUCUGCUGCAAUUGAGCCAGAGUCUGGAAAGAGCAGUGAAAGAAAAGGCGGUCGAUCUCGUUCCCAUUCUCGUUCAGAAUCCAGGUCUAGUUCAAAAUCCCGAUCUAGAAGGAAAAGAUCACACUCAAAACACAGAAGUAGAUCUGGCAACAGAUCACUCUCAAGACACAAGGAUAGACGCAGAUCCAGAAGUCCCCUGAAAAAACGGUCUAGAUCUAGGGAAAGGCAGAAAUCAAGAAGUCGCUCUCAUUCUCGGGACAAGAAAAGAGACAAAGAAAAGGUCAAGGAAAAAGAAAAGGCCAAAGAAAAGGAGAAAGAGAGAGACCGAGACAAGGAGAAAGAGAGAGAUCGAGACAAAGACAGGGACAGAGAGCGAGAGAAAGAGAGAAACAGGGAGAAAGACAGGGAGAGAGAUAAGGAGAGAAACAAAGAUCGAGAGAGAGUCAAAGACAGGGAUAGGGACAGGGACAAGGAGAAGGACAAAGACAAGGACAGGGAAAAGGAGAAAGAUAAGGAGAAGGAAAAAGACAGGGAAGAGGUAGACCAGAACAAGGAAAAAGAAGGUAUUGAGAAAGAGGGAGAAAAGGACAGAGAGAAGAUAAAGGACAAGGAGGGAGAUAAGGACAAAGGAGGGGACAAAGAGAAGGACAAAGAAAAGGAAAAAGAUGGGGAUAAGGAGAGGGAGAGAGAAAAAGAGAGAGAUGAUAAAAAGAAGAAAGAGAAGAGAUCCAGGACACCCCCAAGAAGCUAUAGCUCUUCAAGAAGAUCUCGUAGCUCCAGCAGAGAAAGGCGUAAAAGGAAGAGUAGAAGUCCCUCCAAGUCUCCUAAAACAUCGAAAACAACAAAAAGAAAGUCUUCACGAACUCCUUCUCCAAGAAGAAACAAGAAAGAAAAAAAAAGGGACAGAGAUACAAACAAUGAAAGAAGAGAAAGAGAACGCUCCACCUCCAAGAAAAAAAGUAGUAAAGAAAAAGAGGGGAAGGAGAAAUCUGACAAAAGCACCAGUACUUUGAAGGACAAAGAUCACACUAAAGAGGAUCAGAAUUCAGAAACUGACAAGGAAGUAGACAACAGAGGUACACAAAGGACAGAUGAAGUCAAACUACAACAGAAUGGAAACUGUCAACCAAAUGAAGAAAACCUCUCAAUUAAAAUGCAAGUGGUUUAAAGCAAAGAAUGGACCUCUGAUUCAACUAAGGAAUGAAAUCCAAAGCUUUUUAUUUCCCAGAAUGAGGAAGAAAAUGUCAAAGCAAUCAACCUGAACAUGUUGAUAAUACUAGUAGCUCUUCCAAUUCUUGUGAUAGCUUUGUUGUCUUCUUGCUGUAAAGCGAGAGAGCACGGACCAGUAGUUAUACCAUGAAAAGGCAGAUGCCAUCAGAACUAUUCAUCUCUGAAAACCCAUGCAUUUCCAUGAUGGCUGUACUUAAUUUGUAAAAUGAUUUGUGUUAAGUUCUGCCAUAAGCUGUUACAAUUAAGUAGAAACUGAAAGAUGUAAACCUGUACUACCCCAAAAAAAGCUGAAGAUAUGCAUUGAAGGUUGUUUCAAAUACUGCUUGUUGAUGAAUUUUGUAUUGUUUUACAUUGUGGGUUAAAAAUCCACAAAAAUCUUCAAUGUGUACUGUUUGAUGUGCUUGGAAAUGGUGCAUAAAUAUACACACUUUUGUUCAUUGUAAAUGACAAUUCAAAGGAAAGUUAAGUUCUUAAACGUAAACACAGUUUUAUGGUUCUUGCGUUAAAUACCCACUGGCUAGUAUGUUUUUUUUAUUUGCUCAAUGCUUGAGAUUCUUGGGGUUUAUUAUUUAAAAAAAAUCCUUACUAAUACCCCUAAAAUUAAUAUUUCUUUUCAAGUAUUUGAACAAUGCAUGCUACUUUUCUGUUCAUAAAAGGAAUAUUGCCAUGUUUUGGAUAAUAGUUUAGCUUAGUGGGUUAUUUUAGGGCUGUUUUGUUUUGUUGUUUUCUUUUGUCCUUCCAGAAGUGAGCAUAUCUGUAUGAUAUUAUCAGAACUUACAUCUUGGUUUUAAGCCGUACUGCAGUGUGUCUGUUCAGCUGCAAAUAGUACAGGUGCCGUUAUGAAAACAAUUGUUUUUUUGAUUUGUUUAAAAGAAUAUGGGAGCACAAGCAGAAGCUUUAGUGCCUUCUUAAAAUGUGGUAUUUUCUAGAAAUAUCUGUGCUAUUACUCAUUUUCAGCUAGAUCUUACAUGACCUCUGUUGCUAUGUUGCCAUCAACAUACUGUAGACAAGAAUGCAAGUGAUUUGUCAGAACAGUUGUUUGAUUCACUUGUUAAAAUACUGAAGUUCCAUUUUUACUUUUUAUUUUUAGGAAAGAUUUAUAGGAAAAAGCAAAGAUGCAAUUUGGGGACCACUACUGUACAAAAGUAGUAGCUGAAUACAAAGCAUUUCUGAUCACCUACAUCAAAGACAGCCCUUUAGACAUUUAAUCUACAUUUGGAUGGCCUUAAUUGUUACCUCUUCAUCAUCAUCUCUGAUACCUGUUGGGUGAUAUAAAAGGAAUUGUAUGCAAAGAAGGGGGGAUAAAUAAUUUGGGGUAAAAAGUUCUAAUUUACACAGGAAUUAUAUGGUAGAGAUUCUUUUUUCAUUCUCUGGGGAGAAAGCAUGUAAGAAGAGAGUGACAAAGCAAAUAUUUUUGUCAAGGUAAAACAUGGCUUGUGUUCUCUGAAUGAAUUUAGUUGGUUACAUGAUAUUUCUUAAGAGUCAUACGUUUAACACUUACUUAUACCUAAAAUUGAGUAGAUUAUUUUUAAUACAACUUAAUACAAUCAAAUGACUUAAUUGCCUUACCUCAUGGGAAGAGUUAUUUCUUUGAGUUAAAAAAAAAGAAGCAAACAAUAGCAGUUCGGCUAUUUGCUUUCAGUUUGUUUUUCUUUUCCUUUGCAUAGUUAAUUCUUUAAAAAAAAAAAAAAAAAAGCCUGUUACAGGGGAUGAAAAAUUUGCCCAAUUCCUAAGGUAAUGAAACCCAGUUUGAUUGUGAAGCUGCUUAAUUACUCUUCAUUUUCAAUAGGAUUUAAUGUUCUUGCCACUGUGUACAUUUAAGACUAUAGGAAAUGCUUUACCAUGUAAAGUAUAGACAGUCAUUUUUGUGAUGUUUAAGCCACAUGCUGUGGGCUGGUAAACAGCUUAUUCUGAUAAAAGAAUGACAAAUCUGUAUGCUUACAGGAAGACUGUGAAGGAUUGUGUCUCGCAACAACAGCUGUCUUAUUUAUGAUGUGUAAGUAGCAUAGAGCAAAGAGAUUGUUUGUAUACUUGUUAUCUUUGGUACCAUUUCACUAAUAAAAUUAAGUAUUUUAGAGGGAAGUUUCUGCUGGUACAUACUUAUUAAAGGAAUAUUUUUAGUUGAUUUGGUCUUAUUCACGCAGCUUCUUUGAUUUGAAAUGUGGAUACCAGUGAAAAUAUACAUGUAUUAUUUCUUUGAAAAACUUUAGUUUCUCCUUUGAGUGGAGUUAGAAUUCUUGCAGUGUAUCGUGUUUCAGCUGAAACUAGUUUGAUUUCUGGAGUUCUGUUUUCCUGAAAUUGCAUGGCUCUAUUAUGUCAGUUACUGAAUAUGUAAAGGGUUGUGUACAGUUAGCUAAGAAACAUGCCUUUGGAGAUUUAGGUAAGGAUGGCAGCCGUGCCGGCUAACUUAUCACAAGUGUAAAUCCAUAUGCAGCACCUUGUUAUGUUGUGUGUAAAUUAAUGGUUCCCUUACAAAAAGUUUUGUUUCUUUUUUAAGAAGGCAAAAAACCCCCAAACAACAAACCCGUCAAACACACACUUCUCCCCACCUUUAGUCUUAUUUUCUUAGAAAUGCUGUAUUUUCUGGUUUUGCUUUUGCAGGUCUGUGAGGUACUUAAGUUCUGUCUAUUCAUAUUAGGUGUUUUACAAGUUCCCCUCUUCCUAAAAAGCCACUCCUAGGGAUCUACUAUUCUGUAAAAUCCCUGUCUCUUCAGAGGGUAGCUCAUUUUUAAGCUGGUGGUGUAGCACAGUAAUGAAGUUCCUGCUUCCUCCAACAGGAUUGUGUACAUCAUCUGUUAAAUGUGUCCAUCUUCCACCGGAUGUCUAUUGCCUUCAUCGUUAACAUGUUUGCGUGCUAAGCUGCCACAUCAGAUUAUUUGGGUUUGCACUUUAUGAGAUUCAGCUGAGUGGAGGUUUUGAGAACAGUGUAGUGUUUGAUUGCUCUAUUGUUUUAAAUAUAAUUUUGAGUCAGCUUUUGUUUGAAAAUGUUGUGACUUGUAAUUGCUAAGAAAAGUGAUGAUAUAGUGCCACUUUGCUCAGACCAUGUGAAGCACGUAUGUGCAAGCUUCCAUUAGUGACCAGUUAUUUCACAACAUUGUUUCUGGAUAACAGAUAGGAUUUUUCUUUGGAUUUUGAAAGAAGGUAGCAGAAGACAGUUGCUAGCAGAUGAAGCAGGAUUCCAAGCUUAAAACAGAGGUGAUUGUGACAUCAGUUCAUCAAAGUCAAUAGGUUUACACAGGUGUGAGGGGUGAAAUUUUGUUUGCAAACAGUGAUAGUGUGGUAUGUAAAAAAAUACUGGUUUUCAUAUUUCAGAAUUAGAAAUAAGAGAGGGAAAAAGCACUUCAGUUGGAAACUAGAAACAUCUGAAGAAUACCUGAGAAAUCGGUGAGAUGUGGCUUCUGCUUACUUGUUAGUCACUUGCUCAUUUUUUUGAUGGUGAUUUCAGAUGGGUUCACCUGAAUAGCUUUACAUUAGCUGGUUAACAACAGCAACCGAUGCACAGCUUGGUUUCUGAAAUGAGCUGUGGCCGCUUGAGUGUGUUUAUUCUUCUGGAAAGUAGGUAAAUUCUGUAGUUUAGCAUGCUUUGCAUUGCUUGCUAGUGUUCUCUGGCCCAGUUACCUCUAAGGCAAUACCUGAAAUUACUUUGAAACACUGCAACUCUGUUUGUUACAUGGUAGUUUCUCUAUGUUCCCCUUAGCUCGUACUGAUACUUUGUAAGUUAGCAGAUUUAGGGAUUUCUGUGAUUUUCUUUUGGUCAAAAGCUAUCUCUUCCUUAGUAAAGGCUGCUUUGUAUGAUACAAGUUACUGUAUACUUCAUACCUGUCCUUAUAGCUGCCUUACCUUUUUCAUUCAUGUGUGUGACCGUUGCAAGCAGUGAUGCCAUAAUGAUGUAUGUAUCUUCAACUUUUAGGUCUGAAGCAUCUCUGCAUCACUGUCUUUUUGUUAGUUUGUAAUGAAACAAAGUUAGAGUUCAUGUAUUUCAAUUUUGGUAGCCAUUCACUUGAGGAAAAAAAAAAGAGAAAAACCAGCUUGAAUUUUGUAAAUGUUAGCAUGAAAAUUGCAUUAUAAUGGUAAAACAAAAAAUCUUAAGGAUAUGAAUUCUGAACAAGGACUUGCAAACUGGAGCGUAUUAUGCUUCCUGCCUGCCACUUGGUGGUACUUUCAGUUUUGUAGCAGUCUGUUAUGCCUUUGGUGUUGUCAUAAUUUUAGAAGUGAGAAUUGGGCUUAGUGGCACAAAUGCUGGGAUCUGUAAAUGGCUGAAAUAAUGUAAAUCAGUAGGCAGUUAGUUCAGGGAGAUGUUUUUUUUUCACCAGAGAUUGGAGUGUGGACAGUUGAAGUUUGUAGGUACCAUUAUUACCUAAAGAGAAUCUAAAACUUAAUUUUAUUUGCUAAUAUGUAAACAGAAAAAGAGUUUUCAGCCUGUAUGUUAGGUUUAUUUUUAUAUGUUGAAAAGUAUAAUUAAAAUAAUAAAAACACUGUACAAAAGGGAAAUUUUUUUAUGUACGAGAAAUACACUUUCAAUUGUGUUCAAUUUAAAACUUUUAAAAAAUGUCUUUGCAUGCAGUGUUUAUUUCAAAUUCAAGAGUGUUUCAUUUGUAGGCAAGUCCUAUUGCUGGAUCUGAGCACAUUAAUAUGGGGAUUUCUUCUGUAUUCUUUUCAAUAUAAAACAGCAUAAUAAACUUGUCUGACAAUA